Anneissia japonica is the source of this 4499-nucleotide messenger RNA. RefSeq names its product RISC-loading complex subunit tarbp2-like. The coding region runs from base 126 to 1082 and encodes 318 amino acids. Lineage: Eukaryota; Metazoa; Echinodermata; Crinoidea; Comatulida; Comatulidae. The record is from RefSeq and is a predicted model, not a curated record. The transcript is spliced from 6 exons.
CCCCGACUCUAAAACACAUGCGCUGAAGCACACAAAGUACGUGUUUCCUCGGUUCGGUGUGGCAUAAAAGAGGUUAGAUAGUAGUAAUUCGUCUCUGCUGAGAACCCGACAAGAAAAACAUCAGAAUGACGAAUUGUAAGACUGCUGUCAGUGUUCUACAAGAGUUAUGUGCCAAGAAAGCUGUCACACCAGUUUACGAAACAAUUGGACAAGAAGGUGCCUCACAUCAGCCGACAUUUACCAUUCGCUGCACUGUGGGAGAUGUGACUGGGACCGGAGAGGGCCACAGUAAGAAGUCUGCUAAGCAAGCGGCAGCGGAAGUAGUUCUCCGUCAGCUGGAGGUACCAAUCCCUGUGGUGGCAAAACAAGAAGGUUCACAAACAUCAGUGGAUGGUACUGGAACUCCAGAUGCCUCCAAUCCGGUGGGCGAACUCCAAGAAUUAGUGACGUAUCUGGGCUGGAGGAAGCCAGAAUACGAGGAAUGCGAAGAGAAGGGCCCACCUCACGCUAAAGAGUUUACCAUUAGCAUUCAGAUUGGUACAUUCAUUGAAAAAGGUAUUGCAAAGAGUAAACGACUGGCCAAAAGACUAGCAGCUGCUCAAAUGCUGACAACAAUCAAAUCCUUACCGCCAGACACUGAUCCUGGCCAGACUACCAAGGUCUCUCAAGAUAUCCGUACGUUAGUGGAGAUGAAGCAAAAAAAAGGAAAUGCAAAUAAUGCUGCAAUUCAAGCCCACAAAAACCAGUUGAACCUACUGCAGACUGCUUCAGGUGAAAAGAUUGAGAUGCUUAGAAGUCAAGAUGUAAUGUCCCACCAUGAUUCCAACUAUUGCUCGAUGCUUCAAGACCUUGCGGAGGAACAGAACUUUGAGAUACGCUACAUCCCGAUAGAAGAGACAAGUUUGACCGGUCGCAUGCAAUGUCUAGUACAACUGAACAUGGCACCGGGAAGUGGAACACCGUUUGCUGUCUGCCACGGCACUGCAGACACGCUUGACCAGUCAAAAGCCGAGGCUGCUCUUAACGCGCUCAACUUCCUGAAGGUUUUGUCAAAGAAGGGGUUGCCAAACUCCAAUCAGUGAGAAGGGUAUCGUGAGAUAUAAGAAUACGCUGUCCUCCCAUUCUGAUGAGAGGCACAUCCACUAAUGUAAUUAGCUCAAAACAUCAGUAGCUUUGCCCACCGAAUAGUGGACGAACUUGUGGUCGCCUCUGUAACGUAGAAAAACCACAGCUGAUGACCCGGUCUUGAGGGCAGGUAAAGUGAAGGGCAGGAUAAACCAACCUAUGUUCUUGAAAAUUUCAUAUUUGGUACAUUGCACACACAUAUAUUUUUUAAUUUAAAAAAAACAAUUUUUAACAAGGUCUAAAUGCGAGUAAUAAUCGAAUCCAGUCACAAAGCAAAACCAAAAAAUAUGUUUUUUUUAAUAUUCAAAAUAAUUAAUUAGAUAUUUUAUAGAUUCAGAUGCAAUAGCUAAAAUUAUAUUUUAAAAAAGUGUUUUAUCGUGUAAAAAUUAUAAGAAAGUAAAAUAUUUGUGUACCAAUUCUGGCAAACACGUUUUUCUUUGCACCCAGAAGUGAAAUGUAAUAAGAUAAGAUAUUGUUCAAAUAAACCUCAUUGAUUAUGAUAGUGCAUAAAAUCACAUAGUAACAGUGGCUGCUCCGUUGGAGUUCUCUCUGGUACACUGCUCUGUGAUAUAUAUUUUUUAGAGUGAAAUCUUAUCCAUGAAGGAUAUACUGUACGACCCUUUUUUUUCGCGGUCCUAUAUUUUCGCGAUUUUACAAUUUGAAAUAUUUUCUGUCCUUUUAUUUUCGCGAUUAUACAAUUUCCAGUAGUUUUUAACAUGGUGCAGAAACCUAACAUUAUGUUCUUUUAGCCUAUAUUAUAGCUGGAGCUCCCGAUUUUGGUGGGGGUUUCAGAGCUACCUUAGGUAGGCCUAGGCCUACUUCAGCGACUCCAGCCUGCCAGCUAGCUUGACCAAUGUUUUUCAAAUCAAUAGUUCACAUUUGUGGCGAUAGGCCUAACAUUCGUACCAAAGAAGAAGCAACAACAUUGAUAUGUUUUAUAAAAAGAUGUAAUAGUUAAUUGCCAAUUAAUGAAAAUUCCGAAAGGUCCACUGAUUAAUCUUAGAUAAGAUAGUAUAAUACAACAUAUCGAAUUGCACGCCAUCGUGUCGGGAUUCAAUAUUUCAACAUUAAUUAUGUCAUCAUCGGGAAUGGAAUGGAAAUUCCGUAUUGUAGAAGAAAUACAAUGCUGUGAUGUUUAUUCCAUUUAAGGUAGGCAUAUGCUUAGCUAGGAAAAUAGACCACCACUUGUACUUUGUCCUGUCUGGCUGUGUGAAGUGUGAUGCAAGCAUGAUGUACUGGCCUAGCCAAGAUAGCUUAACAUUUUCAGAAUAAGAAUAUGACGUAUCUUUUAUAUAGUACUGCAUUUAACUUUUAAAAUGUGAUUGAAUGGAUGAAAAAUAAUACUGAAGAAGCAAGACCGUUUCCAUGAAAUCUUUAUUGAAGGAAUAUCAGUUCAAUACUAGCAAGGCCUAUCUAUAGCCUUGUUUUGAAGACGAAAAUCAUCAUUCAGAAUUUCGCACGCCCUAAACUUUCACAAUCGUUGUUUUAUCGUGAAAAUUAAGGGGAGUGCAAAAAAAAAGGGUCGUACAGUAAUAAUUUGAUGACGUACAGUUCCAAUUUUAAUUGUCGUUCAUCAGCGAAGUUGAUAAAAACUAGUGGCAUGUAAAAAAAAAAUAUUUGGCUUUUAUACCAAAUGAAAGUUUACCUAAUAUGGUUACUGUUAAUGUAUAUUCAUUCACCCAUCUCUUUUGUGUGUGCAAAUGGCUGACUUUAUCUUGCCCUUCACGUUACAGUCACAAAAAGCUGUGGUUCUAAUCAUAGGUAUCAUUUGGACAGCUACAUAAUACACAAUAUUCAUUUUAAAUUGUUUUUCCAUAAUUUUGUUACAUUGAAAAGAAAAUUCUCACAAAAAUAAAAAUGAUUUUGUGUGCUAUCUAGCUCUUUUAAUGGUGAAUAGGGAUUAUUGUAUUGUAUUAAACAGAUUUCAUUGUUUAUUGGAAAAAUAAGAACAUAAAAAAAGGUGUGUAGCAGGGGUCAAAGUUCAUUGAAUAAUCUACAGCAUUUUUAAAUAAUAUUAUUUCUUUAUUUCUUUAUUUAUAUUAUGUUAUUCCAUGCAUUAGAAUAAAUAAAUACCAAUUAUUUUUUGGAAACAAAACAAAUUGUACAAUGCUUUAGAAAUAGAUAAUGAAUUUUGGUCCAUGGUACUAAACAGUAGUGGUGGUUAACCUUUCCAAAAAGAAAACAAUGAUAAUAUUUUGCGAGUGAGCUAAGGAAAAUGAGGAAGUGUGAAUAUAAAAGCAGGAAACUUCCGAAGAAAGAUAGGCUUUCAUAUAUACAGUAUGUAUGAAUUGCCAUUAAGAAAAAGUUUGUAUUGUCUUUUAAAAUAACCUAGGACUAUAUGAAUGCUAAAUUAUAACAUUUGUGCAUGGAACUGGAAAGGAAAGAAAAAUUUAAAGACAUAAAAAAGGACAAAAAAAAAUGUGUUAAGAAGUACUUCAACCAGUUUGUGUUGUUAAUACUCAGUAUAUUUUAUCUAAAUGAAUACUAUCCAAGCAGUUAGUUUAGGAUAAUUUUCAAUUUUCAUUGUUUCCUUUGCUUUCUAUAUAGUAUUAUGGCUAAAAAAACCUGUACCUAACAAUUCUAAGCAGAUGAAAACAUUCUGAAUAAUAAUAUGAAAUACAAAACUGUUUAAUUCCAAAGGAUUGUUUUUGCUUAAAAAAUAAUUAGAACAUUUAAGUAUUGGAUUUAAGUCAUGAGUGAUAAUUUUAGUUAUGUUAAAAAUUAUACUUUGAUCUUCAUAAUUUUAAUUAUAUAAUGCUUUAUAAAGCAUUUGUUUUAAAAGAAAAUGUUGUGUUAAUACUUUACAUUAGUGAUUGGAUGAGAUUUAUAGUCUGUAUAAGGGCUCUAUAUUAGCUAGUAAUCAUGUUUUAAAAAUUGUAGAAAAUAGUGCAUUAAUGCACUUAUAGAAAUAUAGAAUGUAGUGUUUUAGUGGUUUAUUAUACAUAUAUACCUACAGUACCUGCUAUAACAGUAAAAUAAUUAUUUGUUUUUUAACUUUAGAUUUGUUCUGUAAAGUCAACGGUUGUCGGCAAGCGUGAUUCUCUAGAGAAUGCAAGGUCAUGACACACAUGCAUUUUUCUACCGACAAUCAGUAGGUGUCUCAUCAACCCUAGCGCUGACAGGGAGCAGAGUUCAUACAACACAGCAAGUGCCAGCUGAAGGGUUACCUGGUGCUCUGUAUGUGAUUGUACCCUGGAUUUAACCUUCUGAAAAUUGUCUUUAACUGUUAGUAGUACAGUCUUGCUUUGUGAAUUAUCCAAUUCUGGUGUCAACGAUAAAUUAAUGAAUGUCGAACGUCUUAUUGUGUCUCCUUUUAUUGUUUUGUAAACUAUGGUCAUACACCCUUAGUGUUGGAUUAAAAAAUGAGCAACGAA